Messenger RNA from Aphidius gifuensis, 798 nucleotides. RefSeq lists its product as uncharacterized. The record is from RefSeq and is a predicted model, not a curated record. Bases 1 to 798 code for a protein of 265 amino acids. Gene Ontology annotation, cellular component: membrane. NCBI's taxonomy places the organism in Eukaryota, Metazoa, Arthropoda, Insecta, Hymenoptera, Braconidae. Gene Ontology annotation, biological process: sensory perception of taste. The transcript has 5 exons.
AUGGUAAAUAGUGUCAAGUCACUUCUCUGGGCAGCAAGAUUAGUUGGAACUGAUGUUAUAUUUACAAUUAUUAAUUAUGAAGAAUUGAGAUCAGCAAUUGAUCAUAUUCAUGUUUAUGAUGUUGCUGCAAAAUUUAAUAAUAAAUAUAAUAAUUUAACACUAAUUCAUUGUCGAGUUGUUGGACUGAUAGCUCUGGCUUUAUGGCUACCAGUUUUAUAUGUUUCUUACAAAACUGUUGAUUAUUGUCCACUGUUGGAAGUUAUUGCCCAUUAUUUAUUUUACAGUUGUAUAACAACUCAAAUUUUAUUAUUUUAUGGAUUUAUGAUGACACUGUAUCAAAGAUUCAAUCAUCUGAGUCAACUUGUUGUGAAAAAAGACUGGAUGAUGGAAAUGAAAAUACAAACUUUAAGUGGUACAUGGGAUGGUUUAAAACUUCAAAAUGUUUGGCUGAUGCAUUCGAAUUUAUCAACAGCUGCUGAAAAAAUUAAUAAUUGUUACUCGGUUCAAUUGUUGUUGUGGAUAAUGAUAUUUUCUCUGAGUGUAUUGACCAGGCUUUAUACAAUAAUGAAUUACAAGGAAAAUUUAAUGUAUGUCAUUGUGAAAGAUACAAUUUGUGGACUUGGAGUAUUUUUAAAUCUUGUUUUGAUAAUAUUUUCAUGUCACAUAACAAGUUCUCAAGCUAAUAAAAUAGUAGACCAAGUUUUUUCACCAGUAUCAGCAAUUCAAAGACACUCAAAUACAAUUCAGAUUGUUAGUGGAAUGACAACUUAUUUAGUAAUUCUAAGUAAAUCUUCAUGA